UGUAAAUUAUUCUUUGAUUAACAAUCAUAUAGGUAUAUGAUUUUACAUAUUUUUUUAAACUACCCUUUUCUUUGUUCGCGAAACAAACUUAAAAACAGGUUUUGAUUUAAAAUAUAUUUUAUUUAUAUAUUAAAGAUUUUAUUUAAAGAUUAUGUAAAACGCGUCGAUAAAAGAAAUUUAUCUAAAGAUUUAUCUCGCCCGCCGUGUGGCGCCGUUGGCACGGCGCUAUGUGCGCUCUGUGUAUCUCGUGAACGGCUUUCCGGUGUGUUGCGCGUUCAUACGGUUUAUUUAUUAUUGCAAUUCUUUUCUGUGCACAUCUGUCAUCUCGACAGUCGCUGUCGCGUGCGGAAAGGGUACGACGAGAAGAGGAACAACAAAUUCAGGCCCGUAAGAUUCGGUGGAAAGGACGAGCUGUCGCUGCGUUCUCGCAGAUUCGCUUGUCAUAUGACGGUGGCAUCGACACCCACGGGUGGAGCGGAGUGGCUCCUGUCACGCUCGUGAGAGGACAGAGCGGCGGCGGCCGGACGUGUGUGUGUCAUCGCGCGAACAUGCUGUCCCCGCUGUUCCGGCGAGGGGAUCGCGAGCAGAGAGCGAGCGACUUGUGCGCGAGGUCUGCGCCCGUAUCUUCUCGGAGACUUCAGCUUAGCAGAUAAUACCCUGCAACUGCGCGAGAAAAGCCGCGCGGUCUACGAUUCGUGGGUCCGUCCGUCCGUCCGGAAAUGACACGUGCCGAUCUGUGAAUUGACGAGACGACGAUACUUGUUUUACAUACGUUCGUGCGCCUUCGCCUGUCCCUUUCUCUCUCUUCUCUCGGUGAAUUUAUUAUGCUAUCAACAUGACCACAAUACCGCUGACUGAUAAACAGCUUCAUCAACUGAGCAUUAGUAUUGGGAAAGCUGUAAGCUCGGCGGAAACGCCAGUUAAGGAAAAACAUGUCAGAAGUGCCAUUAUUGGUACAUAUAGAGAGAAGAGUGGCUGCAUCUUCUGGACGUAUAUGCUGAGACAGCCAUUGCAGGAGAAUCAGAUAGUUGCAUGGAAAUUUUGUCAUGUUUUGCACAAGGUGUUGCGCGAGGGACAUCCCCGGGUCAUUGUUGAUUCCCAGCGGUAUCGCGGCAAGUUAGAGGACAUCGGGAAGCUCUGGCAACACCUCAGAGAGGGUUAUGGUCGUCUCAUACAGCUGUACACAAGACUGUUAAUAACUAAAUUAGACUUUCAUAAGCGAAAUCCACGCUUACCUGGCAAUUUGCAUGUAACGCCGGAAGAGCUCGAAGCGAUUGGAGAAAAUGAUAUUAAUAUAUACUUUCAGAUGUCCGUCGAAAUGUUUGAUUACAUGGACGACAUUUUGAACUUACAGCAUGCAGUUUUUGGUUCUCUGGAUCUAUCACGAUCUAAUUCGAUGACACCAUGCGGUCAGUGCCGACUCGCGCCUUUGAUACCAUGUAUCCAGGACGCUUCACAGUUGUAUGAUUGUGGCGUGAAAAUCCUCUUUAAGCUCCAUGGCGCGCUCCCGGCUGAUACGUUGACUGGACACCGCGAUAGAUUCUCGAAACAAUUUCACGAACUAAAGAGCUUUUACAAUACAAUCAAACAUAUGCAGUAUUUUAAACAUUUGAUAACAAUUCCAUCGUUGCCUGAGAAACCACCUAACUUUUUAAUACAAGCCGAGUUAAGAACGUACGUCACGCCGAUAGUAGUACUUCCGCCAGAGGCAUCUAUUGAUUCCGAGACUGCCAUAGAAAAUCUUAUUGAUACAUCUGAUACAGGAUCAUUAACAGGCGAUCAGUUGGAUUCUGUAAAUACACGAAACGGCUCGAUAUCACCUGAUGCUCUUGUACAAAGAGACAGUCUUAUUGAGCACCUGUAUCAAGAAAAUGUUCGUCAAAGACAAGAAGUAAAUAAUUUGUUAAUGGACCAUCAACAGAUAGUUGCAGAUUUUAGAAAUCGCGUUCUAGAAUUGGAAUCGACUCUUUCUACUAAAAGUAACGAAAUCGUAAUGGAGAAACAAACUUGUCAGAAGUUAAUGAAGGAAAACGUAACUAUAUUAGCGAGAGUUGAAGAAAUUGAAGGAAAAAAUGAAGUCUUGGAGGAAAAAUUCAAAAAAUUGAAGGAUGUUUACUCGAAGCUGAGAGAAGAGCAUAUCGGUAUAAUUAGAAAGAAAGCUGAACUAGAAAAAGAAUUGGGAGGAAUAAAGAUAUUACGAGAGCAAUCUGAACGUCGGACAUUGAAGGCGGAAGAGCGAUUACAAGAGUUGCUUCAAGGACAAAUGUCAUCGGAACAAGAAACACAGAGAGUAGCGCAAGCACGCGAAGAUUUGGAGGAUGUUAGAAAGAAACUCGACACUGUCCAAACUGAAAAUUUGGCAUUGAUUGCAAAAAUAGAUUUUAUUACAUCCGAGAAAACAGCUUUAGAAGGAGAUCUCCAUGACUUACUGGUACAAAAGGAGGAACUGGAUUUACGAAUAGCAAAUUUGGAAGCCGAUGCUGAACGAUCGCUUAAUCAGAUGAAAACUGACGCUAAUACGGCUUUGUUUGAUUUAUUAUUAAACGCUAUAUCGGAGGCGGAAUCUAUCUUGCAACACGCGAUGCAUAUGAUCGAUAAUCCAGCCAUAUCAGCACUAACUUGUAUGCCCGAUUAUCUCGGAAGUUUACUGGCGCCGACAGAAAAAUCGUUUAAUGAUUUAGAGGAAUCAUACAACAAUUAUAUGCUUGAUACAACGAAGGGAAAAGUGCUAAUUCGUACUGCUAUACACGGUGCAUACUUUCUGGCUCUCUAUCUAAUAUGUGCAAAAUCUACUUCGAAUACAUCGACGGAUAUUGGUGUAGCCGACAGAUUUGCUGAUGAAUGCAAACAAUUAGGUUCGCAAGGUUUAAUUAUGUUGAGUUAUAUCAAAGAGAAGUCUUCAAUGACCAAUGCACAAAUUGCAAAUGUCAAAAGUCAACUACAAAAAAUUUCGUCUCUUAUAAGUACAUUAUCGACUACUCAGAACAACGUGGAAAUUAUCGGGACUUUAGUAGAAAGCGAGUUGCAGAGUAUGGAUAAAGCUAUAGAAGAAACGGUUGCAAAAAUACAGGAUAUGUUGGAUAAAUCUCGUGCGGCAGACUCGGGUUUAAAACUAAAAGUGAAUGAACAGAUCUUGGAUUCUUGCACGGAUCUAAUGAAAUGCAUAAGAAAAUUAGUGCAAAAGUCUCGAUUGCUGCAGAAAGAAAUUGUGGAACAAGGAAAGGGAACUGUUUCUGCCACUGAAUUUUAUAAACGUAACCAUCAAUGGUCCGAGGGUCUUAUCUCGGCAGCGAAAGCGAUUGCUAUGGGCGCAAACUUUUUGUUAGAAGCAGCGGAUAAAGUUGUGCUAGGCAAUGGCAAAUUCGAGCAAUUGGUUGUUGCCUCGCAAGGAAUCGCGGCAUCUACCGCGCAAUUGGUAGUUGCUAGUCGAGUUAAGGCUGAUAGAAAUAGUAAUAAUUUGACUGAACUCUCUAAAGCUUCGAGAGAAGUGACUCAAGCUACAGCAAAUGUUGUAGCAACCGCUAAAAGUUGCAAUCAUCUUGUCGAGGAAAACGAAGAUCUGGAUAUGUCGAAUCUGAGUUUACAUCAGGCAAAAAGGCUCGAAAUGGAAGCUCAAGUGCGAAUUCUAGAACUGGAACAGGCUCUAGAAACUGAAAGAUUACGUCUAGCUGCUCUUCGACGUUAUCAUUAUCAGCUUGAUGGGGAGAAUGAAGCGUAAACUGAUCAUUUUGAACUUAGAUUAAAGAUAUUCAGCAUUACAAAAAUUAUAUGUAACGAUAAAAAAUCAUAACAAUUAUGUAAGUUAGUCUCGACCAGUCUCGAUUAAACUAAUCAUCAUAGAAAUUAA
Molecule: messenger RNA, 3847 nt
Organism: Monomorium pharaonis (pharaoh ant)
Lineage: Eukaryota; Metazoa; Arthropoda; Insecta; Hymenoptera; Formicidae
Gene: Hip1
Product: huntingtin-interacting protein 1
Exons: 18
Coding region: 836-3718 (960 amino acids)
Biological process (GO): actin filament organization; endocytosis; clathrin coat assembly
Cellular component (GO): actin cortical patch; clathrin-coated vesicle
Molecular function (GO): phosphatidylinositol-3,5-bisphosphate binding; clathrin-cargo adaptor activity; actin filament binding
Source: RefSeq, a predicted model, not a curated record